UACACAACCUGUCUGAUUUUUUAUCAAUAUGGCGCCACCGGUUCUUCCGUUCAACGGUACCAUUUCGUCGAUUUCGUCGCAUCUUUCGUACUAAAAGCUGUAAGCAUGAGGGACGACGUAAAUGCUACGGAGGAAACCGCUCAAAAAGAAGAAGAGGUAGCUCAUUUUCAAGCACCCGCAAUUCAACAUAAUCCUGAUGGAUGGGGUCCUUGUGAGUUACCUGAUCAAUUUAAGGAUAUACCUUAUCAACCAUUUUCCAAAGGCGACAGGCUAGGAAAGAUAUCUGAUUGGACUACACCAGCGUUCCAGGAUAAGAAAUUUCCCAAUAAGUACACAUCGCAGUUUGGUUCAGGCAGCCAGUAUGCAUACUUCCAUGAUGAAGAUGAAACAACCUUCCAUUUGGUUGAUACAACCCGCGUACAGAAACCACCCUAUCAACGUGGUGGUCGUUUCCGUCAUAAUCAGAGAAACUUACGCGGUCGUGGUAACCAGCGCGGUGCGUUGAGCCAAAUGCAACAGCUUGGUAAAUUCAAGCUCCGUGAAAGAGAUCGUAAAGGUCAGACGAAACGCUGGGGUAGACAACAGGGCUUGCGUAAUCAUAAAAAUCAACCACCAAUUAAAAUUCGCGAUGCAUCUGUUACUGUAAGACCAGAUUGGGUCACUAUCGAAGAAAUGGAUUUCCCACGUUUAGCGAAACUAUCUUUACCUGGUGUAAAAGAUGGAGAAGAUAUCUUAUGCUGUGGUUCUCUCGAAUAUUACGAUAAAACUUAUGACAGAGUUAAUGUCAAAAACGAGAAGCCAUUGCAAAGAGUUGAUAGAAUCUUCCAUACCGUUACUACUACUGACGACCCGAUUAUUCGUAAACUUUCCAAGACCGAAGGAAACGUUUAUGCUACGGAUGCUAUCUUGGCAACAAUAAUGUGUUGCACUCGUAGCAACUAUUCUUGGGACAUCGUAAUUGAAAAAAUUGGAGAUAAAUUGUUCUUUGAUAAACGGGAUAAUACUGAAUUUGAUUUGUUAACCGUGAACGAAACCAGUGUCGAGCCCCCUCAAGAUGAUGGAAAUUCUCUGAAUUCUCCUAGAAACUUAGCUUUGGAAGCUACAUUCAUUAAUCAUAACUUUUCUCAGCAAGUAUUAAAAUCGAAUGAGCCCAGACACAAAUUCGAGGAGGGUAAUCCGUUCAUUUCCGAAGAAGAGGAAAGUGACGUUGCUAGCGUUGCAUACCGAUAUAGAAAAUGGGAUUUAAAUAAUGGAAUUGUGCUUGUUGCAAGAUGCGAGCAUGAUGCUGUUAUGCAAGGUCCGAAUAACGAAACUCAAUUCUUAACAAUCAAGGCUUUGAACGAAUGGGAUUCGAAAUUGGCCAAUGGCGUUGAAUGGAGACAGAAGUUAGAUACUCAGCGUGGUGCGGUAUUAGCUAACGAGCUUCGUAACAAUGCAUGCAAAUUAGCAAAGUGGACUGUUCAGGCACUGCUGGCGGGUUCGGAUCAAUUGAAAUUUGGAUAUGUAUCCAGAGCAAUGGUCAGAGAUUCUAGUAAACAUGUAAUUCUUGGUACUCAACAAUAUAAGCCGAACGAGUUUGCAACACAGAUCAAUCUUAAUAUGGAUAAUGCUUGGGGUAUUUUAAGAUGUAUUAUUGAUAUUUGCAUGAAACAAAAAGAUGGAAAAUAUUUAAUUAUGAAAGAUCCAAAUAAGCCAAUGAUAAGAUUAUAUGAUAUUCCGGAUAACACAUUUGAGAGUGAAGGAGAAGAAGAUGAGGACGAUGAUGAACCUGUGAAUGAUGCUUUCCAGAGUUAACAUCUUAAGCUUUCUACAACUUUUUUGGAUCAUUGUCUUAAGAGUCAUUGAUUGAUAUUAUAAACAUGUACUAUACCAAGAAAAAGAAAAAUAAUAAAACAAAUUUUAAUUUAG
Messenger RNA from Osmia bicornis bicornis, 1908 nucleotides. It is a transcript of the gene eIF3d1, whose product is annotated as eukaryotic translation initiation factor 3 subunit D-like. The record is from RefSeq and is a predicted model, not a curated record. Gene Ontology annotation, biological process: translational initiation. Gene Ontology annotation, cellular component: eukaryotic translation initiation factor 3 complex; cytoplasm. The transcript has 3 exons. Gene Ontology annotation, molecular function: translation initiation factor activity. NCBI's taxonomy places the organism in Eukaryota, Metazoa, Arthropoda, Insecta, Hymenoptera, Megachilidae. Bases 106 to 1794 code for a protein of 562 amino acids.